Messenger RNA from Dalotia coriaria, 3021 nucleotides. RefSeq names its product neural proliferation differentiation and control protein 1. NCBI's taxonomy places the organism in Eukaryota, Metazoa, Arthropoda, Insecta, Coleoptera, Staphylinidae. The record is from RefSeq and is a predicted model, not a curated record. The transcript has 4 exons. The coding region runs from base 83 to 517 and encodes 144 amino acids. Gene Ontology annotation, cellular component: membrane.
AGUUUUGCGCCGGUGCUCAUGGGAGCAACACGCGGGCAGUGCGAAGCGCUCGAAUCCGCGCGAGGAGUUCACAAACACCUUCAUGUUUAAUAAUGUGGUGGAGUUCUUGCAUUCGAUGAAAGAAGGGUUGCAUAAUGCGACGCAGGAAGCUUUACAAAAGCAUGUAAAAAACGCCUCCGACGCUGAAUAUCCGGCGUACGGAGUGACAGGACCCAAUAAGGAGGUUUCACCAUCCGGGGAUCGUCGCCUGGCCCAAUCGGCGCAAAUGUACCACUACCAGCAUCAGAAACAACAAAUCAUCGCAAUGGAAAGGGCAGCGGCGACUGAAAGGCACGGGUCCAUUUCGGAGGCGGACAGUGAUGAAGAGAACGAAGAGGGUGAUUACACCGUGUACGAAUGCCCUGGACUAGCGCCGACUGGCGAAAUGGAAGUGAAGAAUCCAAUGUUCCAGGACGAUCCGACUCCGGCGCAGACGCCGCAGCAGAAGCAGUCGGAUGGCUCCGGGGCAAAGAAGUGAAGUGUGCGGCGUGCAUGAGAAUCCACCACCCCCACCGCAUCCAUUGCCGCCACCACCGCAACCACCGUCGCUUUGCUAAUGAUGCUGUGCACGCUCACCGUCAUCCACCUGCGGUUGCUUGCAAGCGUCGCUGUCGUCGUACUGCUCCACCUAACCUCACACCACACUUGACACAUACAAGAGACAGCCACAUAUCAUAGCGGAAUUUACUUGCGUGCACAGCUCAACAGAAUCACACACUCACGUAACAAAUGAAAACCAACAAUGAGCUUUUGAUGUAUCUACAUACCUACUUAGCUACUUUCAGACAUUUUCGGAGUUUAUUUGUGUCUCUUCACUAGUUGUGUAAAUGUAGCCUUACAUGAUGGCGGACAAGUUGACCAAUCAUAGGUUUUGGGUAAAUUACGAACAUGCACGAUGAAAGUUCCGAUUGUAAGCGACACGUCCAUUAGAAAAUCAAAGAGAAAAGAAAAACAAGAAAUGAACACAUAACCAUACUUAAUCUAAACAAAUAUUUAGACGGAGAGUUACGUAUGAUACAAUUAACGUAAAUAGAACAAUCUGUUUGAUUAUGUAAAACGAUUAUUUUAAUGUUAAUUGGGUUUGUGUUGGUUUUGUUUUUUGAAGGGCGAAUUUAAUUUGCAAUGACAUUCGCAGAUUUUAUCAUGAAAUCAUUGAAAUGUUAAUGAAAGACGUUUGAUUUGCGUUUGUUUGUCAAGUUUCUCGCGAUGCAUCAACAUCGUUAUCAUUAAUGAUAGAAAAAUAGUUAACUAUAACAAAUGAAAGCUAGCUGUCAGAGAAUUACGCGCACAAAUAAUGUCGUAACGCAACGAAUGAGAAUCAUGAGGAAUGAAAAUUGUUUUGCAUGUUGAUCAUUCGCUGUUCGUUGCGCAAUAAAUAGCUGUAAGUUACUGACUUUUGAGAGAUGAGCGAAAUUAUUUAUUAUUUAUUCAUUAUUUGUGAAAAUGAUUCAUAUAACCGUGAAGUUACCUCAAAAAUCUGCGAAUGAAAUCAAUGCAAACGUGAUUUAACCUCAAAACUUAGUUUUAUUUUAAGGUUAUCUUUGUUUUACGUUAGAAUUUGGUUUUGCUUGUUACAAAGACUGAAACAGUAGGAAAACAAGAUUUAUAUCUAUCUAUCUAUCUACCAAAAUGAUACCAAAGAAAUACACCGUGCGGAAACGAAAUUUAACAACAAUUCAAUAUCAGACAAGAAUGAGUAGGUACUUUGUACUUAAGUAAGGUUAGGAAGGCUUCACAAUGACUAAAUUUAUGUAUGAAACUUAUACCAAAAAUGAGAUACAGCAAGACUUGCAUUUUGCAUUGUUUAUAAUGAUUACGGGUAGUGACAGCAUAACAAAUAAUUAAAAUUUAGCAUAUUUAGUCGAACAUCAAGUAUAAAACUUGCUAUGAACUCAUUAUUAAUUUAAAUUUAAUUUAUUAUUGAUUUUUAUUGAAAUUAACGAUAAUUUAACCUAAAAAAGCUUGUUUUUAAGGUUUUUCUGAUGCAAAAUUAUUAUUUUAUGUGUAAUUUUGUUGUGGUGAGUUCAAAGACAAGUUCUUUAGUUGAUUUCAUCGUAAAUAUCUCGAAAUAUUGCAAGAAAUAUAUCAAAACAUGCAAAACAAGCAACAAAUUACCCGCACCUAAUGCAUAAUCUAAGAACUAACCAAAUAAGUAACCAAAUAACACACUUACAACCUAACAGAAAACUAAUAACAGUAAUAACGUACGUAACCUAACAUCAUCAACACGCUUGAGUAGAUUUUGAGGUUAGUAGUUAGUCGCUAGUCGAUGGCGCGGCAGAAUUAGUUGUAGCUGCAGAUGCGAUAUCUUCCAACAUUCCAACAAUCCUGUUAUCUAUUAUUAUGAUUAUCGAUCGAACUGUCACACUAUCGAAACGAACGGUUUCAUCGAAUUGUUUGCUUUAACUCGCUUCUAGCAUUAUUUUCAGCUCAAAACAAAAAUCUCUGUAUUUUUAACUCUAAUGAUGAAUCUUCUUCCACCCAGUAAUUUAUACUUAAGCUUAUUCUAAUGACUUUAGUAAAUAUUAAACAUUUAGUGAUUGUUACUGAAGUGAAUUUGAUUACUGAAUUAAGUUUGAUUAAAUCAAUUAACAUGUGUUACGAUUGCGAUUGAGUUGAAACAUUUGAAAGAAGAAACAAAUCUAUUUAUAUAUUUCUACUAUACAUACAUUAUAAAUAAAUAAAAAAUAUAUAAAUAUAUAUUAUAUAUAAAAUAUUAUAUUAUACGAUGAAAACCAAAACUAAUGAAAUGAGAUUAACUGUAAUUACUAAACAAUUGUGUAUAGAAUAAUUACCAAAAUGGCGAAAAUACAUAAAUGUUGAAUGAUGAAUAUUAUAGCGAACAAAGAAUACCAAAAUUUCUGUUGUUUUACACUCAUUUUGUUUAAAUUCGAUUCAAUUCAACGUCCAGACUGUGUACACAGAGAAUGUAGUGUAAAUUAAUCUAUAAUAUACAAAAUAUAAUAAAUGUACAUAAACUAA